GAGAGAGAGAGAGAGAAUGACGGGAGCUUUAGGAGUGAGAAAAGGUGCGUGGUCUGAGGAAGAGGACGUGUUGCUGAAGAAGUGCGUGGAAAGAUAUGGUGAAGGAAACUGGCACCGAGUCCCUCGCAGAGCAGGGUUGAACAGGUGCAGGAAAAGUUGCAGGUUGAGGUGGUUGAACUAUCUGAAACCCAGCAUCAAGAGAGGGGCGUUCCAGGAGGACGAGGUCGACAUGAUCAUCAGGCUUCACAAGCUUCUUGGUAAUCGAUGGUCACUGAUUGCGGGGAGACUUCCGGGAAGAACCUCGAACGACGUCAAGAACUACUGGAACACGCACUUGGCCAAAAAAGUCGUCCGUCACAAGCUGGACGAAGAUGACCCGCCUGGAAAGUUCGCCGCCAAAGUGAACGUCAUACGGCCUCGACCUUGCACUUUCUCGAAGAGCUCGGCAUGGUUCAAAGGAAAAGCCACGCUGAUGGCUCCAAGGACUCCACCAGAUGGAAACCAUGGACAACCAUCCCUAGUGUUGCCUCAUCAGGACAAGGAGAGUGCGUGGUGGGAAAACCUAUUCACCGACAGCAGCUCCGACAAAGGACAACCGGAUGCGAGCUCGUGGCCUCGGGAACUUGCCAUGGAAGAGGGGCGAAAUGGUUGGAACGAGCACUCUUUCGACAUGGACAUUUGGGAACUUCUUGGUGCGAACCCUCAAGCCGUGAUCUAGCCAUGGCUUUGCUCAAUUGUCUAGAUAGCUAUUUCUACUAGGCCAAGGACAAGUCAUUUAUGUCUAAUAGUGUGCCAAAGCUAGGCCGUUUAUUAAACUAGUGAUUGAUGCACCCGAUUAUAGGAGAGGCUUGUUAUUGAAGCGAUCCCUCAUUAGAAAUAAUGUCUGCGAAGAAGUAGGCACAUUCAUCUAUUAAUGAUUGAGAUAGUGUAAAUAGAGGUUCAUGUU
Messenger RNA from Rhodamnia argentea, 946 nucleotides. Its product is annotated as transcription factor MYB1-like. Lineage: Eukaryota; Viridiplantae; Streptophyta; Magnoliopsida; Myrtales; Myrtaceae. The record is from RefSeq and is a predicted model, not a curated record. Bases 17 to 718 code for a protein of 233 amino acids. The transcript is spliced from 4 exons.